CAGAACAUCUAAACCCAAGAGCAGCAAUACAAAAACCUUCCACGUUUUUCGCCUCAGUUUGUCCAGCAUCUAUAUCAGGCAACAGCAUAACACCUAUUACUGGGACCAGAUAUCUCAUGGUAUCAGCUUACCUAAAUGAUGAGGCAAAUGGGCAGGUAAACAUCAUAACCAUAAUGAACAGGACCCAUUCAGAGCCAUUUACCUGUAUAUUUUGUUGUUACCAGCAUGGACUUAGUAUAUCUCCUGUUAAACUGGACCAGCACAUUGAUCAUUUUGGAUUUCCUUUUGUGACCACAGACGCUUUCUGUAACAUGGAACCAACAUGCAAUGCCACACACAUAACCAUUUCAAGACCAGAGAACCUUCUAGAAAUACAAAGCCACCUGUAUUUGCCUAUAAGGAAGCUUCUGACUCAUGAGAGAGACUUUGAUGUGGACUUCACACUAUGCAUUUCUUCCAUGUUUGGAGGGUAUAAUAAUGUCCUUCAGUUUGUGCAGACCGUAGAGACAUAUAAGCUUCUCGGCGUGGAGCACAUGAUUAUCUACAACACCAGCUGUGGUCCGGACCUUGAGAAGGUCUUGCACAUUUAUGAGCAAGAUGGCUUUCUGGAAAUCAUUCCCUGGCCGAUCCAUCACUUUCUGGAGCCAUCCAAAGGCUGGAACUUUGAGCAGCAUUCAGGGGAACUGCACUAUUAUGGGCAACAGGCCACUAUAAAUGACUGCAUUCACAGGAACAGGCAAAGAUCCAAAUAUGUGAUUCUGACUGAUGCAGAUGAAAUCAUCAUGCCAUAUCAACACUCAUCGCUGCAACAACUCAUGACGGAGCUUCAGAAAAAUAACCCGCAUGUGGUAGCUUUCAUUUUUUGGGCCCAUGUCUUCUCCCAAAAAGUGUAUGAAGUCAGUGAGAGAUUUAACAUUCCUCAGUGGAGGCAUGUGCCUGGUGUCAACAUCCUAAGACACAUCCACCGAGAGCCCUUAAAGUGGUUUGUUAACAACAAUAGCAAGAUGAUUGUUGACCCAAGAAAGGUGAUGCAGGCAUCUGUACACAAUGUCUAUAAAAUCAGUGGAAAGUCCAUCUGGGUGCCCAGUGGUUUGGCUAUUGUCAUGCAUACUACUAGACCACACCGUCCUGAUUUGGGCGCUGAGAAACUGAUAAUGGACAAUAAAAUUUGGGAGUAUGCAGAAAGACUGAUACCAAAUGUGAAUAAAGUAAUGCACAAAUCUGGGAUUUUAAAGUGACAAAAGAGUUAGUUGUGCAAAAACCUCUGUAAUCAUUUAAAUCUUUGUACAUGGCUUAUUAUGUUAAAUAAAUUAGCAUUUUCUAACAAAAGGGUUCCAGCAGACACAAGCUAUUUGUUUGUAUUGUAUAUUCAUGGGCAUAGAGACAUGAUAACGUUUACCUCUGUUUAACUA
Messenger RNA from Clarias gariepinus (North African catfish), 1412 nucleotides. RefSeq lists its product as uncharacterized. The coding region runs from base 117 to 1238 and encodes 373 amino acids. The record is from RefSeq and is a predicted model, not a curated record. The transcript has a single exon. Lineage: Eukaryota; Metazoa; Chordata; Actinopteri; Siluriformes; Clariidae.